Molecule: messenger RNA, 1837 nt
Organism: Chelonoidis abingdonii (Abingdon island giant tortoise)
Lineage: Eukaryota; Metazoa; Chordata; Testudines; Testudinidae
Source: RefSeq, a predicted model, not a curated record
GUAGGGCUGGUUGCUUGCCGGUGACUGGGAGAGCGGCUGCGGGGCGAAGAGGAGAGACACCCGGGUAGCUGAGCGCACAGGCAAGGCCUCAGGCCUGGAACUCGCCGGCAGAAUGAGUCUGCAGAUUUUAAAUGGUGAAAACAUCAGCGAUGAUCUAACGGCAGAAAGCUGUUCCUUCCUUUUCCCGUCACCAGAGUCCACAGGGAGACCUUCUAUCCUUCGUCCAUCACAGAAAGAAAAUCUGCCACCAAAAAGUGUAUCAAAAGCUAUGAAGGUAACUUUUCAAACUCCUAUGCGGGAUCCUCAGACUCACAGAAUCCUGAGUCCUAGUAUGGAAAACAAACUUGAGACUACUUUCACACUAGAUGAUUGUACUGAAGUUCUAGGAGACCUUCAUCUGUCUGAAUCCAACAAUGCUGCAAAUCAACAAGCAACUGAAUUUGAGAUUAAGACUACUAGAGAAAAUGAACAAGUGCAGGAGGAAGCCAGUGUCACUCCUUAUCCAGACGAUGAGAUGCCAGUGAAAAGCUGUGGUACAUACAGCAUUGAUUUUGAUAACUUAAACAACAUCAAUCCAUUCCAGAGUUCCUCUCAGAUGCAGAAUUCUCAUGAGAGCCUAAAAAAGUCUGCUAUAUUAUCUAGCAACCCUGAAAAGGUUUCUGAGAAAAAUGAUACAAAUUCUCUGUCACUGGAUGAAACACUUCCUGUUACUUCCCCACUGACUGCUGCAGUGUCCGAGAGAACAAAUCUAAAUGCAGACACCCUUAUUGGUGUGACAAAAGAAACUGUUUCCAUGGAUGUAGUAAUGUCAGGUAAUGAAUCCAAACCAAUUCCUAAUGACACUGACCAGGAUAUAAAGACCACCUCUGAAGUCAGCAAAACCAAUUCUUCCAAUGGAUCAACACAAACACAGAACUCUCCACUACCUGUUCAAGGGUCCUACAGCCUUGAUCCUAACAGCGCUGAUGUAACACAUACUUUCAAAACUAGUGGAUUAAAGCUACAGAAUUCCCCAGUAGCAGAAAGAACUUCAACAAAAGAGUCAAAGCCUGAAGAACAGGCUAGUUUCUCCAAGGCUGAAUCUGUAAAACUAGAAUUUGACUUCACUGAUAACGCAUCUAGUAAAAGGCCACCUCCUAGGAAACUAGGCAAAAGACCUGGAAUUAAGCCUCCUUCCAAGAAAACUGCUAUAGCUCUAGGGAAAACACUGGAGAACUCAGAGGCAAAAAGCAAGAGUAAAACAGAAAAUGAAACUCCUGUUUCCAGUGCAUCUUAUAACUUUGACUGGGAAAAAUUUGAUGAUCCAAAUUUUAAUCCAUUUGGAGGAGGUUCCAAAGUUUCUAGCUCACCCAAAUGCCCUAAACCCAACACUGAAAAAGCUAAUCAGCAAGAGGAACAGGAUAGCACCUUACCAAAAAGGGAAUCUCUUCCAACAGAGCAGAUUAACAGAAUUGUUGCAGAUGAGACUGCUGAAGAAAUAGUGCCUGAAACUCAUAACUUCCCUGAAGAAAAACCAAGCGAAGAUGAAGACAAGUCUGUAGUUCAAGCAAAAAUUGAAGAGGAAUCUACAAGAGAACUAACUAUGGAGAAAAAAGCAAGCUCAAAUACUUCACCAGUUAAUGCCCACAGUCAAGAUAACUUGCCUUUAAUUGGCAGUGGAACAUCCCUUUUGGCUGAUCAAGAACAUGAAGCCAAUUGCAAGAAAACUGAAAUGGCAGUUGAUAUAAAUGAUCCAACAGUAGUCACUGAGUCUGAAGAGUACUUUAGACCCUCAACUGAAGGUAAGAGGCGCUGCAACAGAACUGGACACACAUGCUGUUAAAACAGCUCUGUAUGC